Messenger RNA from Humulus lupulus (European hop), 6967 nucleotides. RefSeq lists its product as uncharacterized. The transcript has 2 exons. Bases 16 to 933 code for a protein of 305 amino acids. The record is from RefSeq and is a predicted model, not a curated record. Gene Ontology annotation, molecular function: zinc ion binding. Lineage: Eukaryota; Viridiplantae; Streptophyta; Magnoliopsida; Rosales; Cannabaceae.
GACAAUGCAGUACAUAUGGUGUACCCAAAUGCUUUCCAUGGAGCUUGCAUGUUUCACUUACUCAAUAAUUUGAAAGGCAAGUAUGGGAGCCAUGGAGAAGAACUACAAAUGAAAUUCAUUGCAGCAGCAAAAGCAUACACAAAGACAGAAUGUGAAAACUACAUGAAAGGCCUUGAUAGAAUUGAUAGACGCAUUAGGCCCUAUUUAGAAAAAGCCAAGUAUGAAACUUGGGCAAGAUCAUACUCGCCAACAAAAAGAUACACCAUGAUGACAUCCAACAUCGCAGAAUCACUCAACGCUGCACUAAAAGCUGCAAGAAAUCUCCCCAUUGAUAUCUUGGUUGAAUGCCUUAGAAGUUUGGUUCAAAAGUGGGUUUGGAACAACUCAAAUAAUGCAAAUGGAACAUUCACAAAAGUCUCUACAGCAACAGAAAAUGAAUUGAGACAUGACAUUGUUUCAAAAAUGAAGUAUGAGGUCUUGCCUUUCAACACAAUAGAAUACCAAGUUCGUGAUCAAAAGGGGAUAAAUUUCACAGUAAAUAUACAUAAUAGAACAUGCACUUGCAAUAGGUUCCAAGAAGAUGAAAUACCUUGUGGCCAUGCAGUAGCUGUCAUUGCAAAAAGAAACCUGAGUGUGUAUGAUUAUUGUGCAAAAUUCUACAGAACAGAAACGUUGAAAGCAUUGUAUCAAGAAAAUGUUCAUCCUUUGCCCCAUAAAGAUGAAUGGAAUCUCCCACCACACUUGGACAUAAUAGUGCUGCCUCCAAAUGCAACAAUCCCUGCAGGAAGACCAAGAAAGAAACGAAUAAGAUCAAGAGGGGAAAAUAAGGUAAUAAUCACCUGUGGGAAAUGUGCACAACCAGGACAUAACAAGAAGACUUGCAGGAAUCCUCCAUUUCAGAAGCCAAACAAACAGAAAAAGCCAAAGACAUAGAUUCAUAUUCUACAGCAAAACAAACCUUUCAUAGCUUUACUCAUUGAAAGAGAGACUUUCAUAUUCAUCAAGUAUCAUUCAGUAUUUUAAUAAGAUUGUUUCAAAAUAAAACACAUUGAUUGAUUAUGCAAACUUAUAAAAAACUUUCAAACUAAUUUCUUGGAUUUGUUUGCUUCUAUUUUUCAAUGCUACCAUCACUAUAAAUAAACCAUGACAAAAAAAAAAAUGAUCGUACCCAGUUACCAAAAAUUAACUACAAAAACAACGAUAUAGGUAACUGGUUACCCAGAAGUUUCAAUACAAGAUAAAUUACCCCACUAUAACAAUCUAAAAGCCAAAAAAAAAAAAAAAGAAUUAAAACCUUUACUUUCUUCUAUCACAAACUCGUCUAUAUAUAAUGUUAAAGUUACUUUAAUAUUAACUUAAUAAACUGGUUGCAUAACUAUAAAAAAGACAAGCUUAGGGGGGAAAAAAGCACUUAAGUAACCAGUUACCCUCGGUAUAUUAGGAAACAAACAGCCUGAGUACCUAGUUACCCUCAAAUAUCACCAAUAAAAUUAGUUAAACAACCCAACUGGGAACUAGUUUCCCUCAACUGGGAACUACCUGCUUUAAAGUGUUAUUUAUAUAUUAAUAAAUGUAAUUAACAAACAACAAACCAAUGGGGUAAAAAUUAAAAAAAAACAAUUAAGUAACCAGUUACCCUCGAAAUGUUUGCAAAUAAACAACCUGGGUACCUGGUUACCCUCUAAAUCCUUCUUCCAAACACUUACAGGAAAAGAAUUAACAAAACAAUAUACUAAUAUGUAUAUAUAAAAUGACUUUAAGAAUCUCAAUGUUUUACAUAAGAAGAAAAUUAAAAAAGCUAACUGUUAAACUAGAAAUUGAUUCAUCAUUUAAUAACAGUUGUAGACAAAGAUAAAAAACCAAAAGAAAUAUAAUAUCACUAAAAGCCUAUGCAGCAAUUUUCAUUCUUUUCUGUCUCCUCUCCAGAAGCUUCUCAGUGAACUCAUCGCUAGUUAAGUAUCCCUCAAGUUCUUUGUUCUUUCCAUGAUAGUACAAGCUGACAGCAAUGUCUUUGCGAAGGAGACGAACAUCAAUAUUUUUAGGCAUCUCGUUCUCCUUCCCAAGAAUUAUUUGCUUAGCAAAAUAAAUAGAAAACACCCCACAAUCACUGCAUAAUAGAAAAAAGUAAAAAAAAAAACAACAAAGAACAUAUAAACAAAACAGAACACAAAAAAAAAAAAAAAAAAAACUAAAAUCAAAUAAACAAACUAACCAAUCAGUCUGUUGAGGAAUGCCUUUAGCAAUGCUCAACUUCAAAGCCUCAUUCUCUGCCACAUCAUACGGGCUAACAUCAAGAUUAAUAUCCUUACGAACAUAGAAAUCAAUCAUCUCCAAUAGAAGAGGAAUCAAAAUAGCAAAUGCCUCAACGACAGGUAAAGUCUGAUUUUCAUGCUUUGCACCAGACAUUGAAUCAUACACCGUAAGAGAUCUCUGCUGUAUAUUAAAGUGCAACAAAAUCCAGUGCAUAAGACCCUUCACAUUAACAGGCAUGACAACAUCAUCUAGCAAAUUCCAAUGAGUUGCACAAAACAUGGAUUCCCCCUUCAUUAUCUUCAAAGCAACGCAGCUCUCAUCUAUUUUAAACGCACCACUACCUUUUUUCUUAAAAUCUUCAUACAUAAACACUAUGUUUUGCCCAAAACAAGUGUCAGUCGUAGAUACUCUUCUCUUCAAAUCUUUAGACAAUUUAACCUUUCUCCUCAAGUAAUACAUCAUCACAUCAAUAUGUUGCAUAAUAAAAAAAAACAUGAUUAUAAAAUGAUAUGUGUAGAAACAAAUCUACUAUGACAGUCAAUAAAACUUUGUCACACAAGGGUAACUGGUGACCAUCAUCAACACAAAAACCAGUUACCCAAUGAACUACAACAAAGCAAACAGUAAGGUAACUGGUUACCCAAUAACAUCAUAAUAUAUAGCAUAAAUAGAUCACUAGACUUAUUACCUUCUAACAAAAAAAAAAGGAAAAAAAAAACUCCAACAUGAAAAACCAGAUAAAUUAAAAAGGAAGAAUCUCACUGAUGAAUCAACGAAUUGCCCAGAGAAAUAAAGGCUAUGAAACCAAGUCUUCUCAGAAAUAUGAACAAAAGUGAAGUUAAUUGGUGGGUCCACAGAAUUAUCAUCAUAUUUUUUGAACCUAAACAAUACAUAAAAAAACAAAAUAAAAAGGUCAACAAAUUAAUCAUACAUAUUACACAUAUAACAAACUUUAAAACAAAUAAUGGUUGUACAUACUUGUUCCUUUUCUUCAGAUCACGAUUAAUCCAGGAGUCAAACUCAGACAGUUGUUCUUUAGUGUGAUUAUCACCAAGUUCAUUGGAAAAGGGACAAAUAUUAUCCAAUAUCGUCCUCUUUCUUUUUUGUUUCACUCCAACUUCAAAAGAUCCAAAUUUUGUUAAGAAAGGAGAUUUCAUAACAGCGCUCGGCUUCGCUUGCCUUUUCCUUCCCAAAAUCAGUCCAGAAUCAACUGCUUGUGCAUCAUCAUAUAUCACAAUUGACCACUUACUUUUAUCCUCCAAAGAACUACUCUCUUUAAGUGGCCUCUCAACCGAAUCAUUAAUAACGCUCCAUAUUGCAUUAAAGACAUGAAAUGUGGGAGUUCGGGGACUUGAGCAUUCACUUGAGUCAACUUUAAUUGGCUCCUAAAAAAGAAAUAAAAAUAUACAACCAAUACUACAUUACAAACAAAAAAACACGGAGGAAAUAAACCAAUUGCUUAAACAAAAUAAAACGAAAUAAGAUCUUACUUUAACAGUAGAAAAAAAUUGUGAAGCAAUUUGAACAGAAUGCUCCAAAUCAGCCCCCAACUCCUCACCAAUAUCAACAUUUUGGUAACCCCCAGAGGAAUGGCCAUCAGAAAAAUCCUAAAAAUACAAAAACCAGCAAUUUUUAAACAAAAUAGAACCAAAUUAGACAUCAUAAAAGGGAAACACACAACACAACAGAAACCAGUUACCUCCGAAGAAGCCUCAGAAUGCAUAGGAUCUUCAAACUCUCCACCAACAUUAUGAUUACCAGCUGCCAUAGAUGCCUUAAUACCAUCCAACAAAGAUAUAACAGAAGCAAAGGAUGCCUUCAACUCAGAAAUUGCAAUCAAUAUAGACUUCUGGGAAUCUUGAACUUCAACCAAUUUUGAUUGAAUGGCAAUAAGAUCCUGAUGCAUAUCUGAGGAACUAGCAACAUCGUCAUCGGGUGGAUCUGUUGGCAAAAACUUGCUUUCAAAAGACAACCCUCUCAGAAUAGGCAGCCUCAUUUCUUCAGUAGUAGGCAUUAUGACAUUAACAUCAUACUGCAAGAAUCAAUUUUUUUUAAAAAAAACAAACACAAAAAUAACUGUGACAAAGUAACUAGUUACCCAACUAUAAAACAAACAUAAUAAAAAAUAGAAAGAGAACGACAAAAAAACAAAUUGAAAAAAAAAAACAAAAUCAAUACCUCUUCCUCCAACAGAACGUUAUCAACCAAAUACUGAUGUGAGAUACUUCCCCUGCUUGUCCAAUUCAGAAUCCUUGGAAACAAACAAUUAACCCGUCUACACAACGCUUGAGAACAAGAAGGAAUUGUCUCAUAUAUCCAUAUAAGGAAAGCAAUAGGGAAACCACAACACUUAUAACUAUAGUUAUCCAGUGAACCAUCAGCUUUCCUAGGAACACAAUCAUACAUGGCGUUCCUAUCUUUCAAAACUGCCCGCAUCACACACCUAGUUCUUUGCCACAACACUUUCCCAAAAGCAAACUUCUUCAUCUCAGCAAAAUUAGUAUCAACCAUGGCAAAGAAUGAGUUGUCAACACGAGUCUCAGUUUGUGUCCCGAACAAAAAAUUGGCUAACAAAUGAACAAUAGCCAACUUAACGACAACCUCGUCACCUUUCUUCUUCAAGUUUUUAUCAUUAAAUGCACAUGCAACCUCCUCUUUCCUAAGCUUUUCUUCCUUCCUGGGUUUACCUUCGUACAACGGAAAAAGAGAUUUCCUAAGCCCUAAAUCAGCCUCUUUGAACAUCCCAAAGUCAACACUGCCCACACAUUUCAAACCAGUAAUCAGGGCAAACUCACUGAUUGAGAGCCUAACUAAUGUGCCACCCAAGUUAAACCAAAACUCGGAUUCUUCAUUUUUUUGAUAAACCUCCCGAAGCAAAACACUAUGAAAUAACUGUGCCUGAAAUGUAAUAUCAGGCAUAUCCAAAAAGUGACCGAAAGGAGUUCUUCGAAACAUUGCUUUUUGUUUCGAACUUAAAACAGCCUUAAUCUCACUAAUAACAGACGGCUUAUUCCACUGUUGGACUUUACUUCCAAAACGCCUGUCAGGUUUAAUUCUGAAAUGCGCAUCCUAAAAACAAACAUGAGAAUCAAUUACACAUUGAUAACAUAACAGUAAACAGAAUAAAGAAACUAUGAAUAAUAUGAAGGGGGGAAAACAAACAAGGUAACUAGGUACCUAUUAUAAAACAAUAAACAUAAACAACUAACUCGGUACCUAUAAAUCCAACAAAAAAAUAUAAAAAAUAAAAUAAAAAGAAAAGUGGAAAACAUACAGAACAAUGAAAAGUUAACAUUAAACUAAACAAAAUUAUACAAUAAAAUCAACACAAAAGUAACUAGGGACCACAUGAUAACACAUUACAAGACACUAAAACUUAAGAAACAUAAUAAUACGAUUAACCCAUAAAAAGUAAACAGGAACCACAAAAAGAAAAGCAAGGCCAAACACAUAUAAACUAUUAACUUUUAAAAAAAAACACUAAAAAUCAACAACUAACUAGGAACCUAAAAAAGCCAAAAAAAAAUUAUAAAAAAAGAAACAGAAAGGGCAUAACAUAGAUAACAGGGAAACUUAAAACAUUAAAAUAACAACAAAUGAUAAAAGUAAAUCAAUUGAAAAGAAACUAGGGACCACAUGAGAACACAUGACAAAAAAACUAAUCAUAAUAAGCAUAAUCAUACACUUAAACAAUAUCAAAGAAACAAGGGACCACAAACAGAAAACAAUACCUCUAGAAUGCACUUUGAACUUUGUUUUAUAUGUAUGUUUUUCUAGUUACCUAGUUACUUUGAACUUUGUUAAAUGUCGAACUGUGAAUGUAUGAAAUCAGUAGUAUACAUCAAGGAGUAUGAGCAAGUUUUAUCAUUAUUUAAUUGACAUAACCACACACAAACACACAUUUAGAUAUAUAUAUAUAUAUAUAAACAUGCUCUAAACUUGAAGAUACAGCAAGCCAGAGCAAGUUUCAUCAUAAUCUGAUAUCAAUAUGAAGGCAUAUGAUAUUAAUCAUAUAUGUGGGAAUUACAUAUAUCAUAUAAGAUUUCCCUCAAGAGAAAAAUGCAGCAAAAAGGAAAAACAUACAUAUACAAAUCGAAUAAAAAAAAAUCAAGGUAACUAGGUACCUUAACUCUACUCUGACGAUCUUUCUUUGUCCCAGCAGCAGUUCUCUUGAUCCUUGAAGAAUCCUUAACUUGAGGGGAAGAACGCAAACCGCCAUCAACACUUGUUGAUGAAGAACCAACAUUACCUCCCUUAAAAACAUAAAUACAAAUAAUGAAAAUAUGAACAGUGGAAACAACAUACAAAUAAAUAUACGAUUCCAACUCAAAUAAACAAAAAUCAAACUAACAACCAAACCAAAACACUGAAAGAAACAAUAUACCUUAACGUUAGGUCCUGCAUUGUCGGUAGGAACCGUCGGAGUCCGAGGAGAACGGCGCAUACCGACGGCGUUCAAGACCGUUAGCCAAAAUUUCUGAAACUUCAAGUCGACCAAACUCCUAAUCAACAAGUCCGAUGACCGAAAACAAAUCCGAUCACCCCAAAAUACUCAUCAACAAACCCGAUCACCAAACCGAAACCGCAUGCAAGAACACUCGGGAAACAAAAGGAAAAAAAACUGAAUGGAAAAGGUAAAGUAAAAGUAAAUUGCCUUUGUAAAAUUUUAAAAAAUUACAUAAAAUAAAAUUACAUAACUACCCCUGGAUUUAAA